AUGUCUCCGCUCCCCGCCCACGAAACCAAGCAUGAACCGCUCCUCCACUACCCCGUCCUCCCAACACCCCUAGUCCUCGACCUAACACAAUCUGACACGACCCAGACCACCACGGGCUCCACGCUCUGGCUCGGCGCACAGGUGCUCGCCGUCUAUCUACUCGAGCUAUAUGGCGCUGGUUCCAAGCCACCGCGCAACGCCAAGCAGUUACGCGCGAUCGACCUAGGCGCCGGUGUGGGGCUCACAGCGAACGUGCUUGCUAUGCUCGGCUUCGAGGUCGUGGCCACGGAUCUGGGGGUUGUGGUUGACGCGGUGCUGGCGGGUAAUGUCAGGGCCAACGAGGAGCGUGUUAGGGCCUGGGGCGGCGGCGGGGUCAUGGUGAGGGAGUUGGAUUGGUUUGUGGCGCCCGAGGAGUGGGAUUGGGGAGGGGAGGUUUCUAUUGCGCCGCCGAGAGUAACCACAACAACAGAGGAUUGUAAUGGUAUCAGUCCAUGUUUUGAUGUUGUGGUGACGGCGGAUACGCUUUAUGUCAAGGAAUUGGUGGCGCCGUUGGUGAGGACUAUGAAGGCGUUGUCGGUGACUUCGAAGAAGGGGAGGAGGUGUCCGCCUGUGUUUGUGGCGUUAGAGAGAAGGGAUCCGGAGGUUAUUGAGUAUGCCCUGGAACUGGCAAAGAAAGAGGGAUUCGAUUGUAGAAGGAUCCCAGAUGCGCGGUUGACUAAGUGCCUGGAAUCCGCUGGAGUCAAGUGGGAAAAAGAGGACUGGGACGGAGUAGAGAUAUGGAAAUGGACGCUCAAAGUCUAA
Morchella importuna is the source of this 801-nucleotide messenger RNA. RefSeq lists its product as uncharacterized. Bases 1 to 801 code for a protein of 266 amino acids. Gene Ontology annotation, cellular component: nucleus; cytoplasm. Lineage: Eukaryota; Fungi; Ascomycota; Pezizomycetes; Pezizales; Morchellaceae. The record is from RefSeq and is a predicted model, not a curated record. The transcript has a single exon.